UGUAUGCCUUUAAUUCAGGUCUUACUUUAGAAUUAUAAUGGUUUCUAUAAAAGGAUAUCGAUAUUGGAAUAUAGACACGAUUUUAAACUUCACAAGAUUAGACUUAAUAAAGAAAAGUGGCGUGUGUGUAUGGCUAAUUGUAUUUCUUUGAUUUAAUCAAUAUACUAGUUUGUAACAUUGAGACUAUCAUAUUUGAACAUAAAUUGGUGAGAAGCUGAUACCGAAACCUUGACAGUGUUUGGUUAACUGUCAAUCUAAUGCCAGGUGUGCAAUCUGGACUCGAGAGCCGUUACGGUGAUUUUGUCUUUCUAGAUUGGUGUGUUUACCAUUUGAUGUAAAACAGCAACAAUGAAUUGUUAUUGUAAACAAAAUACUUAUGAGCGAGUGAUAAGUCGCAUACAUGAAGAGCCUAUUCAAAUGUAAGGUUUUAAUUAAUUUCUGAGUCUGCGAUAUAUGUCCAUACAAAUAUGAUUGUGCAAAACGAAGUUCAACGAAUAAGUUCUUUCAAAACUGUAAAGAGGCCAGUGGUCAAGAAAAUAAAUGGUUCCAAAGGUUUCAAGUUAUUCGCUGGAUCGAAUACUCAAAGAUCUACUGGAUUAUGUAUGGAAGUGCUUCAGAAGUUGACUCCUUUUAAAGACGAUGAGGAUAAGGUUACGGAAUCUGCACGGGAACUACUAAUUGACUGUGUAAAACACCAUCCGACUGUACACGACGUGUUCUUUCCGGACGUUUCCGGAGAAGCUCGGAUGCGUGACGAAGAUUACCGAGGGUUCCCAAUGGAGAGAUUAGCAGUAGGCGUGAUCUGUGAGGCACUGGCGGGAUGCGAAGACGAAUUUAAGUUCCAUACAACAUUAGAAAGGAACAACUUGGCCUCUUUGAUUGGAGACUUGUACUCCAGUGUCCAUUGGAAGAAACUAGGAUUUGCACUAUACACACAACAGUAUCCUACAGUGGUUCGUGACGUCACGUCCGGUAUCUCAUUACAGGAUUUCAUAGACGAUGAUGGACCGGAAUGGGCAGAGCAGAUUCUAGAACGUAUGACGGAACCAAACUGGACUCUCUCAUGGGUGCAAAAAAUAGUCCGUGGUCUCGUUACUGAGGAAGAUUACAACACUCAGAUGAACGCUCUCUUCGUGAAGUUGCAUUUGCUUGACCCUCAGUCGGUUAUUCCCGCGUAUCACCUUCUAAAUAAUAUCAGAGCACUUCCGGAAUGCAGUUUAGAGCUUGCUACUCGAGACUAUAUCGGCGGGCCGCUGGAUAGCCAGAAGUUUCAGCCCGCUGUGAUAUGUGCUGUCCAUGUCCCGACCCGAGCACACGCCUCUCCCCACAACACAGGGACGCCCGGAACGCCCAGGGAAGUCUUUUAUGGCGUGCACGUGGAUGAAUGGCUAAUGACGGAAGCGCGUGAUCUGGGCGUCUGGAACGGCCGCCGUCCCAACAACAGCCGUCCAUCAGCCGAAACAGACCGCUGCGUCGUCAUGUGAACUGAAUAGAUUUGAUCAGAUCGGUUAAUUUAUGCACCCCCAACAUAUACAGCACCAAACAUUGAUUCAACUAUGAUCAGAAUAUAUUGAGAUUAAAGAAAAUAAUCUGUCUACGAUAUAAUAUCGUAAGUUCGAAACAAAUGUCACACACACUGCCUACAUUGAGAGAAUGUACACCGCACUGCCACGUACGCUACCUACAUUGAGAGAAUGUAUGCCACACUGCCACGUACACUAUCUACAUUGAGAGAACGUACGCCACAUUGCCACGUACAUUACCUACAUUUAAAGAAUGUACUCCACAUUGCCACGUACAUUACCUUCUUUGAGAGAAUGAACGCCACAUUGCCACGUACACUACCCACAUUGAGAGAAUGUACGCCACAUUGCCACGUACACUACCUACAUUGAGAGAAUGUACGCCACAUUGCCACGUACACUACCUACAUUGAGAGAAUGUACGCAACAUUGCCACGUACACUACCUACAUUGAGAGAAUGUACGCCACAUUCCCACGUACACUCCCUACAUUGAGAGAAUGUACGCCACAUUGCCACGUACACUGCCUACAUUGAGAGAAUGUACGCCACAUGGCCACGUACACUGCCUACAUUGAGAGAUUGUACACCACAUUGCCACGUACACUGCCUACAUUGAGAGAAUGUACGCCACAUGGCCACGUACACUGCCUACAUUGAGAGAAUGUACGACACAUUGCCACGUACACUGCCUACAUUGAGAGAAUGUACGCCACAUUGCCACGUACACUCCCUACAUUGAGAGAAUGUACGACACAUGGCCACGUACACUGCCUACAUUAAGAGAAUGUACACCGCAUUGCCACUUACACUGCCUACAUUGAGAGAAUGUACGCUACCUACAUUGAGAGAAUGUACCCCGCAUUGCCACGUACACUACCUACAUUUAGAGAAUGUGCACCACAUUGCUGAACAAUAGUGUUUUGUCUUCCAAUUUCCAAUGAUGUAUAAUAAAAAUACACCCAAUGUGGCAUUUUGAGGGUGUUCCCCAACCCUUGCGUACCGGAAGCUUUUCAUUUUCUACCGGAAUCCUGCUUUACAAAUACCAUUUAUAGGAUCCUCGUACCGAAUAAUUACCUAUUUCUGCUUACCGCGUACCACUCGCUUGAGUCCCGAGUAUACUCAGUUGACCCAGCAUACCAAAUCGUAUGGGUAAUCAACUCUUUCAGUGCUCUCGGACAUACGUUAAACGAAAUACUAUAUAUAAUGUUUUAUGUAAGAUACUAUUGACUUGAUACGGUUGUAUGAAUGCCAAACGAUCCAUAAUUUAUAGCUUCUCGUAAGCUUUGAUCCCCGUAUUUUUUUUGUCAAAAUUCACAUCUCGCGUACAUGUGUAUGCUAUUAUCUGCAUCAUGUCA
Molecule: messenger RNA, 2880 nt
Organism: Mya arenaria
Lineage: Eukaryota; Metazoa; Mollusca; Bivalvia; Myida; Myidae
Exons: 5
Coding region: 468-1484 (338 amino acids)
Source: RefSeq, a predicted model, not a curated record